CUUGAAGACACUUCUGUUUUCGAUGAAACUAACCGUCUUCCGGGAAUGGAAGCCGCCAGUAUUCCAUCCUUGCUCAUACGACUCUGCUAUUCGUUAGAGCAUAGUGAAAUGGUCACGAUAGCAUUCCUCAGCUUCUCGCUAGCGAACGCUUCCGCAUUCUUCUUCACCAUACUAGGUCUGAGAUCCUGGAUCUGCGAAGACGGGGAUUUGUAGCACUGGU
Baudoinia panamericana UAMH 10762 is the source of this 220-nucleotide messenger RNA. RefSeq lists its product as uncharacterized. The transcript has a single exon. The record is from RefSeq and is a predicted model, not a curated record. The coding region runs from base 46 to 213 and encodes 55 amino acids. NCBI's taxonomy places the organism in Eukaryota, Fungi, Ascomycota, Dothideomycetes, Mycosphaerellales, Teratosphaeriaceae.